Bombyx mori (domestic silkworm) is the source of this 7487-nucleotide messenger RNA. RefSeq names its product glypican-4 (gene dlp). The coding region runs from base 388 to 2667 and encodes 759 amino acids. The record is from RefSeq and is a predicted model, not a curated record. Gene Ontology annotation, biological process: regulation of protein localization to membrane; cell migration; regulation of signal transduction. NCBI's taxonomy places the organism in Eukaryota, Metazoa, Arthropoda, Insecta, Lepidoptera, Bombycidae. The transcript is spliced from 12 exons. Gene Ontology annotation, cellular component: plasma membrane; extracellular region; synapse.
AACCUGACAACACAGUAAACGUCAGUUGACUUCGUCUAAUAAAAAAUCCGACUAUAGGUGAUGCGAACAACAAAUGAUUAACAUAGCAAAACUACAAGCUGGCAAUGCUUCGAAGCUCGCUUUCGGCUGACUUCAGUCGUACAGUACAAUACAGUCGGGCUGCGACCAUCAUGGAUCGCAGUUGAACGGUCGCGGGUUGCGUGUGGCAUCUCUUGUAUCGUAAAAUAAUUUCAAGAUAUUAGUUUUUAAUAAUUUAAUUAAUGGACUUAGGGUUAAAUUUGUGUUUCUAAUAAUUAAAUUAUAUUCUUGAAAAUCACUAAAACGGAUGUGAGAGAGUGUUGUCGUAUCGAACUGUCGCUUAACAAAAAAUCGAUUUUCGGAUUCAAUAUGAAGAGUCUUAUACUAUUUCUUUUGACUGUGUGUUUUUUGGCGGGAGCCAAUGCUGCCGAUACGGAAAUUUCGUGUACAAAUGUGAAAAAUAUGUUUGAAAAGAAAGGGAUGUCCGCGAUGGUAGAUAUUCAACCGCAGCCAAACUCAGAUGCAGAUCAGCUCUGCUUGAACCAUGGCUGUUGCGGGCCUAAUUCAAGGCAGAGGCUAACGCAACAGGCCCGGUCGCAGCUUGAGGCGGCGCUGCGCAGUGAACUCAGCAAGCUGUCUGACAUGCUGUUGAACAGAGCCAACAAGUUCGAUGAAUUCUUCAGGAAGCUGCUCAAGCUGUCGCGAGAAGAGUUCCACGCGAUGUUCAAGAGAACCUACGGAAUGAUUUACGAACAGCAUUCCUACGUCUUUGAACAGUUAUUCGAACAACUCGAAAGGUACUACAGCCGAGGCGACACAAACUUUGACGCAAUGAUGGAUAGCUUCUUCGGAAUUCUGUACAAGAAGAUGUUCACGGUACUUAAUUCGCAGUACACGUUCGAUGAAAAAUACCUAAAAUGCGUGAACGAACAUAUGCGUGAGAUCCAGCCCUUCGAGGAUGUUCCCAAGAAGCUAUCAGUUCAACUCCGAAGGGCGGUGGUCGCCACCCGCACCUUCCACAAAGCGCUCCGAGCCGGCGCUGAUGUAGUACGCGACAUGACUCAGGCCGGUUUGACCCCGGAAUGCGCAACAGCUUGGACUAGGCUGAGGUACUGCGGUGCGUGCGGCGGACUCCAGGUCCCAGCCUGCUCCCGGUACUGUCAUAACGUCAUCCGUGGAUGUCUGCCAGCUCACGCUGAUCUGGGCGAACAAUGGGAUGCAUAUGUCGACGCCGUAGACAAAGUAGCCGACCGACUUCUCGGCCCGUUCAACAUAGCUAUGGUGGUCGAACCGAUCGACAUCAAGAUAUCCGAAGCCAUCAUGAGUUUCCAAGAGCACAAUCGCGAAAUAUCACAGCGGAUAUUCACCGGUUGCGGAAAACCUGUCCUGGGAGGCGGAGGUGGCGCCGGACCGUUCUUCGCUUCUGAUCGAACGAGGAGGUCACCUCGGGCGAUACCAGACUUUGACUGGAACCAGAAAGCGAACGACGUUGAUGACUUCGAGGUGGAAACUACCUUUGAAAGCUUGAUCAACGAUGAUCCACAGUUAGUUGGACUCAGGACUCCCGAGGGAAUCAAGAAGGCCACAGCGGAAAUGGCAGAACAGGCCAAACUUCGGGAUAGGUUCCUGCAGUACAUGAGAGGGAAUAUCGGUCUCGAAGAGUAUGAAGAGCACGAGAGGAAGAAACGUGACGCCGACCCCGACCCGGCGCCCGCGGGCGGUCUGGACAUUGAUUUCAGAAAUUACGAUUUCGAUAAGAAAUCGAAAAAGAAGAAACCUGCCGCCAAAUCCGAAGACAGUCACGGGUCAGACUGGGGCGGCCCGGCCCUAGAGCGGCUGGUCCGGGAGACGCGCACGCGAGUCCGCAACACGCGCCGCUACUGGCACCACCUGCCCGCGCUCAUGUGCUCCUCCACCAGCACGCCCAGCGCGCCCUGCUUCAACGGCUCCGCGGUCGCCAGUUACACCCUCAUCGCCGCCGGAGACGGCACUAUCGGCCUCGCUUCUAACCCUGAAGUCAAGGGCAAGGUCAGUCCCACCGCCGAGACGGUCGUGGCCGCAGAGAUCGAGACCUUGAAGACCCUGACGGCGAGACUCAAGGAUGCCUUCAACGGCGUCGAAGUUCAGUGGACCGAUGCUGAGGAUAGAGAAAUGCAACCGGCCAGUUCAUCAGCGCAGGAGUACAUCGACGGCGCGGAGUCGGGUUCCGGGUCGGGCGACUUCGGCAAUGACGACGACCUGACCGACGACGAUGAUGAAGGCGAAGAUGAUUACGAGAGAGGUUCCGGCGAUUCAGCUGAAGAGGAAACGGUUGAGCCACCCACGGACGUGGAGCCGCCCAUGAAUCCGCCGCCGCCGCCGCCGCCGUCCACCACCACCACCAUCGAGCCGUACAUACCCGUCAUUGUAGACUCGCCUGCCACCAACAACGUGUUCGUCAGGCCCCGUCUCGACGACACACCAAGAGCCAGCGACAUAGACAUCCCGCCCGAUACGAGCAGCGACAGAACCGAGGUUCAAGACACGUCGGCCAGGGAGCAGCCGAUCACCGACGCGGCCGACCGACCGUCGCUACAGAAAGCCCUCUUCACUUACGCUCUGCCCGUAGUGUGCGCGUGGUUCGGUACAAUAAUAACCGAUUUGUUCUAGAAGGUUCGAAGAUUCGAAACAGGAGCGGCGGUAUUCGAAAUUCAAAAAAUAAGUGACAGUCGCGGUCGUAAUCGUUCGAAAUACAAAUGCAAAUCGCGUUCACUAUUCGAAUACGGAUUGACAGUUUUUGUGGAACAUGGCGGCGGCACGACCGCGCGCUUGGUGUCUGUAGCCUAGUCAGUGCGACGGCCUGGGGAGUGUAAGUACUGUGAUAAAAGUGUGGAGUGUUCCGUGAACUAAUGAACUAUCACUGUGACCGUUCAAAACGCGCCGAAGCAUACAACCAAUACAUAUUUAUUUUGAUUCGCUGACUCAAUUCAAUUAUGGAAUAAGUCGAAAAUGACAAUGGGUGAACAUGGAAAUGUAUAUAUAUACGAAAACGAAACAUUAUAUUUUUAAAGUGCAGUCAGCAUGCUUGUAAAAUCAUUUAGUACUUCUAUACAAAUUGUUCAGUUAUUGACUUAUGACACUAUUGGAAUAUGUCAGCUUGGUAUGAUUUCUUUCUAGAGUAUAUUAGCAUCAAUUUACAUACUUAAAAUAUUAGCAAGAGUUGAUGGAUUACUACAUAGGUACUUAAAAUCAUAGCAAAAAGGGGAUAAGAUUAUCUCUUUCGUAACUUUCUAAAGAAAUGCAAGUUCUAUUUGAAUUACUUUUUCAGUCUGGUAUAUUUUUAAUUUUUGGAUGUAAAUCAAAAUGAAUUAUGUAGCUGAUGGAUGAACUUUUGUUUUUAUUUUACUUUUUUUCUUUUUUGUCUAUGAAACUGUUUGGUAUAUCAUUUUUAAUUUUAUAUCCUAUGAGAGUGCCGAGUGUCAUUGUACAAUGUAAAUAGUUCACUCGAUGUUUAAUAAUGAAAUAUUUAAUAAUUUAUGAAGAAUAUAAUGCAGAACUUUAAAAUAUCAUGCAUCAUAUAUUUAUAAAGUUUGAUAUCGAACAAAAAUUUUGUUUUCUUGAAGUCAAAUUUUAAAAUGAAACUUUUGUUUUUUGACAGUCUCUUAUUUAACUUUUUUGGGAAUAUACGACGAAAGGGAAAGAUCUUUGGGGAAGGCUUAACGACAAAGGGAAGAUCUUCCACCGAGCGGGUGAUAUUUGCUCGGUAGACCAACGGUCCGAAUGUUGUUGUUUGGAACUUGUAUAUAUGCGCUUUAUCUUGAAAAUAUCGUAAGCGAGAUUCAGGCAUCUGUCAAUUAUCUUGCGUUGUAUGAUGGCUACCCGCCACACUUUGAUGCAUUUUUCAUUAUUAUUAUCAUCGCAUUUAACAAAAUUCUAAAGACUUAAUUUAAUGGGCUCGUCAAGAACAUGUAUAUAAAACAUAGUCAUGUAACUUUAAGCUAAGUUAAGACUGAUUUGCUUCUUUUUUAUAAAUUAAUAAAAUCAAUUUCAUUAUUCUAUCGUUCAAUUUAAAGUUUGUAUCUACGGAUUUAUGUUUAGAGUCGACCUGCAGUCAUCUAACAAAUGUUUUGUUCAGCAGUCUCAGAUCAUAGACCACUGCUGCAAUAUAAGAAUAAAAAACACAUUCAAAACAUUACCUUGUAAUCCGAUGUAUCAAAGUUUGGUUAGCGGAUACAAUGCGAUAUGUGAUCCACAAUUGAAAAAUGGUAAACAAUGAACGAUUUCACAUUGAAACUAAGACAAUAAGACGAUAUUUGUCUAAAUUGUGACGCGAGCUAUAGAUUCAAAACUUAUUCAAACACGCAUUAGUAAUGAUUAACCGUAAUAAUUUUGUCGGAUCAUAGUUAUUAUAUCAUUGACAAGACAGAAUUUACUUUUAUAAAGAUUGCGGUGUUGUUUUUAACUUUCUAUUGAUAUCUCGACUACCGACUACCAAAUUGUUUAUAGGAGUUACUUCAGAAAAAAGAUCCGAAAUUUUUAAACUAAUGUCCAUAAAUUUGUGUUCGGGAGCCAUAGCACUCGGAUCAAAUAAACGUGGAGGACGUGAACAAAUUCAAAAUUUAAAUUUAUUUAAGAAACCUUGUUUUACUCUGAGACUGAGCGUUUUAGCAGUGCGUUUACAGUUAUAAUAAAAAUCACUAAAUGUAAAAUUUAUACCUGUCAAACUAGCCAAUCGACAAAUGUAAAAUUAUGUCAACAGUCAAACUGAAAACAAUUAAGCAAAGAAAUAGAUUCCAAACUAUCCACAGGCAGCUUUAAUUUACUUUUCUGGUUUAAACUUUACAUAACUUGUUGUUGAACGGUACAAAAAUGAAGAACGUACUUUCUGUAUUUGAUUUUUAAAUUAUGAUUUUGUUAAUUCAGUGUAUAAUACGGCUUCAGCUAAGUAAGUAAAUUUUUUUCAAUGCUUCAUUUCGCGAUCAAUGUAAAAUAUAAAGGCAACUUGUUAAAUAAGCCCGACAAUGAUGCUUUGAAAAUUAUUUUAAUUUUAUACAUAGUUUUAUAUAUGAAUAUGAAUAUACUAAAUAUACGUAAUUUCUGUGUGUAGUAGGUAGUUAGAAAAAAAUUGACAUAAAGUAUAACGCCUAGAUUUUGUACAGAUAUUUGUUUGUUUAGUGUUUUAUACCUUGCUAAUAUCAUAAAUGUAACGCACAACUACAUUCGUUUGAAUGAUUAUAUCUCUCUAGACCACUGAUAUUAUCUAUUGAAAUAAAUAAAAAUAAUUGUCAAACAAUAAAGUAUUAUAGAAAUGUCGAACAAUAAUUAAAUGUUUACAAUAAAUUAAAAUUUGUUUGACAACUAAGCUCAUGCUUAUACCGUUCCGUUGCACGAUAAACUGUUCACGACAAUAAAGUUUCAUUUUACUGCGAGAAUGUUGCGAGUACCGGGACCAAUGCCUGUGAGUAGACACUAUGUGCCAUCUAUUUAAUUAUUAAUUUAAUAGUCAAAUUGUAUCUUUUUAAUUGAGAAACGCAGGAACGGUCCUAUAUAGUUAAUAAAUACUUGACUAUUUUCAUUUUGUAGCCCGUAACCUUGACAACUUUUUUUUUCUUGUGGUGGUUUUGUCAAUCGUUGACCAAUUUUUAACAAUCUAACAUAAUUUAACAGGCAAAAUAGAUAUUGUAAAGAAUAUGUUUAGAAUUCACGAUUACUUCAGAGUGGCAAAAUUAUAUUCCGUGAAGUGUGCUUACGGAUCACUGUAUGAAUAUGUACGUGGUCUUGAAAAUAAAUCGGUUUUGAUUCAUUAAUAACAAGAUGAUAGUUUUUGAUGAUUUUGAGUUUUGUUCCUUGAUGGAUUAGGUAUUGUUUUUUGCCUUAUUUUAUUAAUUAAAAAUAUUCAAAUACUGGAUCAAAAUGUACGAAACACGUACGUUUUACUAUAAAUGAAAGUUAUCUCAAGAUUACAUUGCAUUGUAACUGUCUGCGACCAUUAUAAAUAUUUAUAGAUUUUCUAAUUGUCCCUGUAUAUACGAACAUACAGUCUACCUGAUGCCAAGUGGUUACUGUCGCUAAUGGACGUCAGAAAUGUCAAUAUAUACUUUUAACUUAUUAAUAAAAUAAAUAUAACAUGCUACGUUUUGUAAUGGUCUCUGUCUUUUAAAAGCCUUAAGCGAAAUAAUUAUUUCUAAAAGUGAUAAUUAUUGGCAGCUUAAUCAACAAUAUUGUUUCAUGAUAAUAUUCGCUUGGUGAAAUUUUUGUAUUAAAAUUUUAAAUCAAUUUAUCCAUUCAUGAUGCUACAGGCAGCUUAAAAUUAAAAACAAACAAUAUCUUUUUGGCAUACAAAUAGUGUUUAUACCAUGAUGGUAAAAACGAACUAAGAUAUAAUAACAUAAAGUACAUAGUUUUUUCUACAUUUGUGUUAUUGAUAAUAUUACGGAUAUUGAAGAUUAUUUUACCAUAGAUUAUCUCUAAUGAAUGAAUAUGACAACUGUAUCAAUUUAUCAUGACAUUAUCUCUCGAUUAAAUGUUGUUAAAAAUUGAAAUGUUGCUAGGAAAUCGUAGUUUUUAUAUCGUAUUAUGUGGUGUACUAUGUAACAGGGUAACCGAAUAGAAACUGUUGAAAACGUAUUGCAAAAUAAAAUGUUCAUGAACACGCGUUGAUUUAACAUAAAAUUUAGAUUUAUAAUCGAUAAGCUCUCAAAGCUAUUUUUAACCUUUUGACUGUGACUGACGUAAUUAGGUCGAUUUCUAUUACUAAGGCGCCGAAUUAUCUGUCUCUGAGAAAUAUUAAUCCGAAGAUACUAAGAACGAAUCAAUGUCUAACAGACUUAAACGACUAAAAUAUGUAUUAACAAACAAAAAAAAGCAAAGUUAAGCAAUCCAGGCGCUUAGUAACAGAAAUCGACCUUACUACCGCGUACGGCACCGGCGACCUGCAUGGCAGUCAAUGUGUUAAUAUAACUGUCUCUGUGUAGUCUCUAUGAUUUAAUUUUUUUUAUCGAUCCAUUAUUUUAUCGUCCACACAUCGAUAGUAUAAUAGUCGAUAAUCGUAAUAGUCGUUGCAUGUAUGAAUUAGAAAUGAUAUUACUAUCGAUUAAAAUAACAUAAUAUAGAGUUUUGUAUUUAAUCAGAUUCAAUUAAUCGACGGUCACGCGUUAUGUGAGAAAAAUCUAGUCGCGUUCAGUCUAAAUUAAAAUUUCAUAUGAAAUAGCAUAAUAACGUGUUUUUCUCAUGGACGUUGUGACUGUGAAUACUUAAAUACAUUUGUUUGUAAGCGCUUUCACUGUUCAUUGUGUCCAUCAUUUUUCAUAGAAAAACUUGUAAUGUAAUUGGCAGGUUUGAAUGUGUUUUAGCGCUUAUUAACAAAUCGAAAAUGAUAUUGAAUACCGGGUAUAUAGCUUUCGAAAGGUGAAAUGGAAUUUUUAUACAGACAUAUUAAUUAUUGUUAAGGUAUUGAAAUCAUGUAAAUAAUUAAAAAAGAUAACGUGUAA